AUGAGCACUGAACAAAAGCCCAUCCUCUACAGUUACUUUAGAUCUUCCGCUUCAUGGCGUGUCCGUAUUGCUUUGGAAUGGAAGGGUAUCAAGUACGACUAUAGACCUGUUGAUUUGUUCCAAAAUGCCAAUAACAAAGAUGAGUACCUCAAGGUCAAUCCCACACAAAAGGUGCCUGCCUUCAUCACCAAGGAGGGUAAGCUGCUAUCUCAAAGUGAGGCCAUCAUUGAGUACAUUGACGAAGCUUAUCCUGACCGUCCAUUACUUCCUAAGUCACCUUUCGAGAAGGCUCUUGUCCGUGAAAUUAGCCAGAUUGUUGCCUGUGAUAUUCAUCCCAUUCAAAAUCUGGGCGUCUUGAAGAGAGUUGCAGGAGAUGAUUUGGACAAGCGUGCUGCUUGGGCAAAGGAAUCUGUAACACUUGGCUUCAAGGGUCUGGAAGGAAGAUUGGCACAGACAUCUGGCACCUAUUCUGUAGGCGACUCAAUCACCAUGGCAGAUAUCUUUGUCUGCGCCAUGGUAGGCAAUGCUAAACGAUGGAACGUUGACUUGUCUGCCUUCCCUAUUAUUAGUCGCAUCAACGAUGCUUGCUCUCAGUUGCCCGAAUUCAUUGCUGCUUUGCCCGAGAACCAACCUGAUGCUCCCUCCAAAAACUAA
Messenger RNA from Mucor velutinosus, 654 nucleotides. RefSeq lists its product as uncharacterized. The record is from RefSeq and is a predicted model, not a curated record. Gene Ontology annotation, molecular function: glutathione transferase activity; maleylacetoacetate isomerase activity. NCBI's taxonomy places the organism in Eukaryota, Fungi, Mucoromycota, Mucoromycetes, Mucorales, Mucoraceae. The transcript has 4 exons. Gene Ontology annotation, cellular component: cytoplasm. The coding region runs from base 1 to 654 and encodes 217 amino acids. Gene Ontology annotation, biological process: L-phenylalanine catabolic process; glutathione metabolic process.